CUUGGCGCUGGUUGCCACCGCCAUAAAACGGAAAAAGAAGAAGAAGCUUGUUUAGCAAGCUGCCGCGACUAGCUAUCUUUAAAUGUGGAGAAGGUUACAUUUAAAACGUUGCGGACAAAAGAUGUGACAACCUUCGGUUUUAAGGAUUGUUAGAGAGGCUGCAGUCAUGGGCCCAGACACUGCAUCUGUCUCUAAAACAGAAUCUUCAGAGGAAAGUCCAGGAGAAGUCGUCGUGAAGGUAAUCUCAGAAUCAGAUUUCAAUGAUGCUUCAACCGUCACUGAGCCCGAGAACUCCAAACGGCCAGAGAGCAACAUAUCAGACAAGUGUUACCCUUGCUCUGUGUGUGGCAAAGUAUUUGACAGACCAUCGAAGCUAGAGAGGCACAAACCUGUACACACGAGGAAGCCUAAAACUCUUCACCAGUGUCAGCAUUGUGAUAAGAGUUUCACACAACCAGAGAAGCUGAUCCGACACCAGAAUUGCCACAAUAGGACUAACAAGCACCCCUGUCCUGACUGUGGAAAAGUGUUCAACAGGCCUUCAAAGUUAGAGAGACACAAGCUCACACACUCAAAGAAACCAAAGGUGCCUCAUCAGUGUUCAUACUGCAUGAAGACGUUCAGUAAACUUAACAAACUUGUCCGUCACAAGCGAAUUCACACCGGGGAGAAGCCUUUCACCUGCUCGGUCUGCGGAAAAGGAUUCUCUGAGUCAUGUCACUGCAAAGCACAUGAAAAGACGCAUGAGGAGCAGCCAGAAAAACCUCACUGCUGCGUGAACUGUGGGAUGUGUUUCUUCAAGGCCUCAGAGCUCCGUCGCCACUUCCGCUCCCACACAGGAGAGAAACCUUUCAGAUGCACCCUGUGUGAGAGCUGCUUCUCCCGCUCAGAAGGACUUAAAAGACACAUGAGGAGCCACACAGGGGAAAGACCAUACAAAUGCAUUAUCUGCGGAAAGGGAUUUUAUUCUCGUCAGGAUUUGAAUAUUCACGGAUUGAUCCACUCGGGAGAGAAACCACAUCUUUGCCCUGUGUGUGGUAAAGGCUUCUCACAGCUGGGCAACAUGAAAGAACAUGAACAAAAUGUUCAUAUUAAGUCCGAGACAUAUAUUUGCAAUGAAUGUGGGGCAACCUUCACGCGGUACAAGUCACUGACAAAACAUCAGCGGACACACACAGGAGAAAGACCCUAUCUGUGCCUCACCUGUGGUCGCAGGUUUUCAUGGAGCCAUUCUCUUAGCAGACACCGGAGGACACACACACACAGGCAGAUGUCUGUGGAUACAUCCAAAGACAUAUCAAGUUUUGAAGGACCCUCUGAGAAUCCUAGCAGUUGAAAAUAGAAUUGAAGGCCUUAGAGAAAGGACAUUUCAUCUUCAAACAAUUUUCCUGGAACCACAUUCAAGCUAAAAUGUACUCAUUUAUAGUAUUUUGUUGUACAUUGAGAACUAAUUUUGAAGCUUUGUUACAGUUCACCUUGCUGCUUCCUUUGUUAUUUGUCCACAAAAUGUCAGUUAGAAAUUCUUAGUACAGGGCUCCAGAUCAGCUAUUUUUUCUCCCAAGAUUUUUAUUGAUCAAAAUAGGGGUGUAACGGUACAUGUAUUUACAUCCCAAACCGUUUGGUACAGGACGUUCGGUUCGGUAUGCGACUUCCUUGGAUCGGUAAACCCUGUGACCCAAACAAUACUGUCAAAUUAGUCUAUUUAUGUCGACUACUUGCACACACGGAACAGAAAUUCUAGAGCGCGAGUUUUACCCAGAACGUUUUGGCAGUGCACCAGUUGUUGUCUAUCAGCCCGGUUAGCCAGGUUAGUCAAGCUCCUGUAUUGUCACUGCCUCCGAAUGGUAAACACAAAUGAGAGACCAAAUUCAGACCAUGCCAAAGUAAUAAUGCCAUAGGAGUGUUUAUCACUGAGGAUAUGUGACCAUAGAGAAUACAGAAUUUAAGCAAAUGGUCCAAGUGCUUGAGCCCCACUACAAUGUGCCUUCACGUGUGUCAGUCUGUUGUGCCUGCCCUGUAUAAACGAGCGCAAGCUGCAGUCGUUCAGGAAUUAUCAACAGGUCAGAGUCUUAGGAUGGAGCAUUACUGAUAUUUGUGUUAUUUAUAUUUGUUAUUUAUUUAUGCCAGUAUUUCAGUCCAUUAACUGUUACAGUAAGAAUUAUGGCCAAUGAGCCAUUGUUGAAUGUUUACAUUUUUCAAAAUAAAUGACAAAAAUAUUGUUUUCUACAUUUUUUUGUUUUCCCUGCUGUACCAAAAAUGUACCGUGACCCCAAACCCAAGGUACAUACCGAACCGUGAAUUUUGUGUACGGUUACACCCCUAGAUCAAAGCCAAAAGGUAAAUUUUCUGGCAUCAGUGUUUAUUGUUAAUGUUGGCAGUUAAAAUUAAUGUUAUGUCAUGUUCUGUUAAUUGGCUGUAAUGGCUAUUUAAGCACACUCUAUGUGGAGAAGCCUUUAGAUAGUGUGGAAGAAUAUAUCAUAGAAUGAAUUCCCAGACUAUAGUCUUGACUAAAUCUGAGUAAAUGUCUGCUUUCCAGUGGUGAUUCACUUAAUCUGAUGUAUUCUGCUACCUCACUCUAGCAGUACCAUAGAAGGCAAACAGACAUUAACCAGCACAAGAUUUGUGCAUGGUUCAGUCAAUAGUUGAUAAAAGGAAGUUUGACUUACUUUUUCAAAUUUUGUUAGCUAAUUGCCCAUCAUAAACAGUUAAAUGUCAGUUAAACUAUUAUAUCAAGUCCUUUUUUUUAUAUAUAAUUAAACCUUCACACAAUGGUUAAUGCUAUGCUGACUCAGAGCAGAAAAGUGCUGUUACACUAUUCUCUAAGCAGGUAUAUUACCUCUGACCAUGGGAAACACCUGCUGCGAGAUCACAGAUUGCAAUGUAUCCAAAAGUACAAGCUUAAUGUUCAACAGUGGUUUGACCGUAAAGUGCAGCAGCAGUUUUCCUCUGUUAUGAGCUGUGUAAAAUUAAAAUGAUUAUAGGCAAAAUAUAUUUUUUCAGUUUUAUUUUAUAUUUAUGUAUAGCAUAUAUAUUGUGUAGUUACAUAAUCCAUUGAUCCAUUUUUUUGUGAUACUAUCUACAUACAUGGUAGCUUACUGUCAAUAAACGGAUACAUUACAUAGUGCUGUAGUUCACUGCAUAGUAACAACACAAUCUUAAAUACAUAUUCAAGUAAUGUGCUCAAAUGUAUUUUUAGUUGUGCCGAUAAAGAUGUGAAUUGAAUCUUGAGCUACAUAUGUUAUUAUAUAGAAAAUACAGCCACCAAUAAACUGUCUUCAUAUAAUGGC
Messenger RNA from Siniperca chuatsi (mandarin fish), 3287 nucleotides. Its product is annotated as zinc finger protein 501-like. The transcript is spliced from 3 exons. The coding region runs from base 167 to 1336 and encodes 389 amino acids. Gene Ontology annotation, molecular function: DNA-binding transcription factor activity, RNA polymerase II-specific; RNA polymerase II cis-regulatory region sequence-specific DNA binding. Gene Ontology annotation, biological process: regulation of transcription by RNA polymerase II. The record is from RefSeq and is a predicted model, not a curated record. Lineage: Eukaryota; Metazoa; Chordata; Actinopteri; Centrarchiformes; Sinipercidae.